Molecule: messenger RNA, 902 nt
Organism: Exaiptasia diaphana
Lineage: Eukaryota; Metazoa; Cnidaria; Anthozoa; Actiniaria; Aiptasiidae
Product: serine/threonine-protein kinase mTOR
Exons: 5
Coding region: 37-333 (98 amino acids)
Biological process (GO): protein phosphorylation; negative regulation of macroautophagy; TOR signaling
Cellular component (GO): TORC1 complex; TORC2 complex; nucleus
Molecular function (GO): protein serine/threonine kinase activity; protein binding
Source: RefSeq, a predicted model, not a curated record
CCCAAGAUUAAGCGAUCCAAGGGUCGAUCAGAUACGAUGACAGAGGCUGUUGGCGAAGAUAUUUUAGAAGGUGUCGACGUAAGCCGUGAUAAACCUACAAACAAGAAAGCAGACCACCUACACUCAAUAGAGGACGAACACGCCCACAAACCCGARGCACUGAAUAAAAAGGCACUGGAUAUUAUAACAAGAGUACGCGAUAAGCUUACAGGUCGUGACUUUGCCAAGCGUAACACACUCGAAGUACCAUCGCAGGUCGAACUCCUUAUCAAGCAAGCCGUGUCACACGAAAACCUUUGYCAGUGUUACAUAGGAUGGUGUCCAUUCUGGUAACAUUUAUCUGAUCAAAAUCUCCCUAUUUGUGAUUUCACCAAAAAAGGACGCUGUCUCUACAUCCCGACAUCUCCGAUAUCACUAACAGCAAAGAUGUAGCAAUGGCAGUAGGAACAACAGAAACGAUUACAACAACACGAGCAACAGCAGCACUUGAAACAACAGCAGCAGCAUCAACUCGUUGUAGUUGUACUGUUGUUGUCUUUAUUUGCUGCUGUUGUCAAUUUUGAUGUCGUUGCUAUUGUUGUUGCUGCUGUUGUUGUAGUUGCUGUUGUCGCUAUUGUUGCUAUUGAUUUUGCUGUUGUUUUCCUUGCUGCUAAUGUUGCUCUGUCUUCUUGUGCUGUCGCUAUUGUACGUGUUGAGCUUUCUGCUGUUUCGCUGUUGUUGUUGCUGCUGCUGUCGCUAUUGUUGUUUGCUURUGUUGUCACUAUUGUACAUUUUGACCUCACUGCUAUGUUGUUGCUGUUGUUUCUGAUGCUGUUGUAGCUAAACCAAUAGGCUUAUUGUCACCUAAUAYUAUGUAAAAUAUCAAUUCCAGAAUAGAAAAUAAAAUACAAUACUAUUACUUA